AGCCCCAUCUCGGCCCAACGCCGGGGAACUCAAACCGCCCCGUCGUCCCUCGAUUUUUGGGGUGGAACGAACGCGCCAGGCCAUCAAAUGCUGUGUGAGACUGCACAAUCUCCAGGGGGCCCCGACAACAAGCCGAUGGGGACUCCGUCGCUCGCGGAAAUCCGCCCGGAACGGUCAGGCAUAUCACCGUUUCGGCCGACGCAUACAUCCGUUGCGGAGGAAGCGCUGCAGGGAGGCAUGGUCGCCCCCCCUGUCGGAAUCAGGUGCUGGUGUUCGAAUCGAAACAUACCGGGCAACUCACCACCAGGUCAUACACUUUGUGUCCGACCAGGACGUCUCCCCGAUCCCGCAAUCUCUUGCGCAACCGAAUCUCGGGCAACGAGGACCGCCGGCCCCGAGGCGCCAGCGUCCUCCGUCCGACCUGUCGCUCCCGGGACGACGGUACAAUCACUCGAUUGGGCGUGUCCCCGUCGACCAUCGCCCCAAGACUGGAUCCCCUCUAAAUUGAUCAAAUAGCAAUCGAAAAAAAAAAUCUUGUUCUUUUCCGGGCGUAGGCGCAGAACGAAUCCACGGAUAUCGGUCAUAGCUCUCUCACGAGGUAGUCAUCGGUGCGGUGAAUC
This is a messenger RNA of Dissoconium aciculare CBS 342.82, 620 nucleotides long. RefSeq lists its product as uncharacterized. The transcript has a single exon. The record is from RefSeq and is a predicted model, not a curated record. NCBI's taxonomy places the organism in Eukaryota, Fungi, Ascomycota, Dothideomycetes, Mycosphaerellales, Dissoconiaceae. Bases 88 to 516 code for a protein of 142 amino acids.